Colletotrichum gloeosporioides is the source of this 1212-nucleotide messenger RNA. RefSeq lists its product as uncharacterized. Bases 1 to 1212 code for a protein of 403 amino acids. The transcript is spliced from 2 exons. NCBI's taxonomy places the organism in Eukaryota, Fungi, Ascomycota, Sordariomycetes, Glomerellales, Glomerellaceae. The record is from RefSeq and is a predicted model, not a curated record.
AUGACCGCGUAUCAGUACGAACCGCUCUUGUCCCCGGACUCCAUCCGGCUGCUGGCCCUCCAACCCUCCGCUUCCCAUGAUGCCGAACUCAGGGGAUCCCUACUUUGCACCACGCUGGGGGAAGCUGACUACGACUUGAUCGACCCUUACACAGCCCUGUCUUACGUAUGGGGAAGUGACGAAAGGCCAUGUUUGAUUUUUCUCGCCGGCAAAGACUUUGCCAUCACGCAGUCCCUACAUGACGCGCUGCGUGACAUGCGUGACGCCACGCGGGUCCUCAGGAUCUGGGCCGAUGCUCUUUGCAUCAACCAGGGUGAUGUGCCGGAACGCAAUGCGCAAGUCAAGCUGAUGGGGAAGAUCUACGGGGUGGCUUCCAAUACUAUCAUCUACCUUGGACAUCUGACUGAAGACGCGGCUGAAGUCCUUGCUGCUACGACAUGGAGAGCCGCAGAGUUCGACUAUGAAAUGCAUGAUGAUAACACAGGAGCUACACAUGUCGCAGAAGUCAGCAACAAGCAUACCCUCGUCGAGGCCGCCUGUCGUGGUAUUCUAUCACGACCAUGGUUCCAGCGCGUGUGGGUGCUGCAGGAGCUAAUUCUUUCCAAAAGUCCCUGGAUACAGUGCGGUCAUCAACGGGUUCGAUGGGAGGACUUGUGCCGCUUUCUGCUCUGCAAGGCGACGAAUCCACCCAACAAACAUGGGGCAUUGCUGAGCGUCCUGGGAAAUAUGAAUGAAACUCGCAAUCUUCGAGCCGGAGGCGUCGGAAAACCUCUCUGGGAUGUUCUCAAGAUACGUCGAGGGUUCGGUGCUGCUGAUCCACGGGAUCGCGUCUAUGCAAAUUUUGGAAUCAUCAAUGACUUGCGACGGGUUCGCAGAUACCUCGAUGUUGACUACAGGGUGUCGUUGCAGGUCGUGCUUUCCAAACUCGCCGAAUACAUUAUCAGCACAAAAGGAGCCACAUAUUCAAUGACACAAGUUCAGGAUUUGCGUUUCGAGGACUACGUUGAGGGCUUGCCAUCUUGGGUUCCUCAAUGGCAGUACUCUUGUUCUGAGAUGCCAGACUUUGGUGGUCUCGAGUUGAAUUUCUCGGGAAGCUAUUCGGUUCUGAACACUGAUGGGAUGCCAUCCAUCUUAGCGCACACCGGAUGCGACGUUGAUAUGGUAGCAAGUUGUGUUAUGAUCAUUAUUGGAAAGGGUGUGCUCUUCCUAUGA